This is a messenger RNA of Monopterus albus (swamp eel), 3704 nucleotides long. RefSeq names its product polypeptide N-acetylgalactosaminyltransferase 5 (gene galnt5). Gene Ontology annotation, biological process: protein O-linked glycosylation. NCBI's taxonomy places the organism in Eukaryota, Metazoa, Chordata, Actinopteri, Synbranchiformes, Synbranchidae. The record is from RefSeq and is a predicted model, not a curated record. The transcript has 10 exons. Bases 566 to 2998 code for a protein of 810 amino acids. Gene Ontology annotation, molecular function: polypeptide N-acetylgalactosaminyltransferase activity. Gene Ontology annotation, cellular component: Golgi apparatus.
UUUAAAUGUACUUAAACUAUUAAAUUCAACGCUUUAGAUUUGUCAUUCCUCGUCUGCCUCACACAUAAAUUAACCGACGUUACAAACCCUGUCUCUGAAUGUCUUAGUUUGAAAAACAAACACCAAACUUCCUGCACGCUUCCUGCUUUCUCCGGCUUGGCAGAUAAACUUUCUGCCAGUCUGAGUUGACUGACAGUUUGGAAGUUAGGUGCUACGCGUUCCCAGUCAUUCUUCUGUCGUGGAGACUCAGCUAAAAAAAAAAAAAGAAGCGAUAACUAUAGCAAAGUUCCUUUUCAUGAGGAGAAGUUGGUGAUUUUUCCAGAACAAACAUGAUGUCUCCAGGUGAAUGGACAGGACCGAAGCGACACGGUAUGAAAAAGUAGCAUUACACUGUAUUUUAGCGCUGGACUACGGGUGACAACUCUGUCUGCCGUUGUUACUAUGCCACGCAGGCAGCUAACUUCUACAAAAACAAGAAAACUUUGCCUACAAAUCAAAAGUGUUCCGCGCAGUGUGACAUAUUAUUUUUUCUACGUGGAUUUCCUCAUUGUAAACCAGAAAAAUAAUGACUUUUUGUAGAUACUUGAGGGGGAGUGGGAGGGUACUCGCCAUUGUGUUCGUUGCCUCAGUCAUUUGGCUUAUGUUUGACAUUGCUGCACUGCGCAUGUCACUAAACGAUGUGCACACUGAGUUGCUGAAAGAGCGAUUAAUGAGACAGAGAGAAGUUUUUGAACAGAAGUCCAGGGUGACAGAAUUCAUGACAAGGAUGUUUAAACACCCAGUGCAGAAGGUCGACUCGGCUGUAAACCAUGCGGGCGAAGCAGCUCUUGGUUCACGCAUCAAACUGUUCAAAGCGUACAGACGAGGAGACAGGAGACUGGACCAAAGGUUAGCGGACAAAAAGGUGCAUUCUUUUGAGUUUGAACAACAAGAAGGAGCUGCCCUGCAAAAUGUCACUUCAAAGCAGGGUGUUACUGCAGAGAAAAAUGCUGUAAAGCUGGAUAUAAAUAGGCCAGAAUUAGAACAUACUAGACUAACGCGUGUCUUAUAUACAGGAGAGUCUAUUAAAACCCAGGUGUCAGAUGAUGCUCAGAAAAACAAACAUAGCCAAAUAUCAGAGAUGGUGCACAGUCAAGAUGGCAAUAAAGCACAAGAAUCUGUUGUAAAAUCAGAUUUAUCAACUAACAAAAACAUCGGUGAUGAACCUAAGACCAAGGCUGAAAUAAAAUUGAGUGAGGUUGAUGAGGAACGUCCAGUUAAACCUCCCAUUGAGGAUGUACAAGAAGAGGUAAACAUUAUCGAAUUGAAGGAACAGGUGAGGAUGGUCGACAAGAGAAAUCUAAAUCCAGUGAACGAACCCACAAAUUCUACCAAGCUUCUAGCAGGAGAGAAAUCGGACGAUAAUCUCACUGCUGUCAGAAAUCCCAGUGUCCACAAAGUGCUCGCUGUGGACUUGACUCUCGCUCCCAGAAAUCCUAAUGCGGUGGGCCAGUUUGGUUGGGCAGCAUUACUUUCUAGUAAUGAAGAUACAGAGGUGAAGAGGAGAUGGAACGAAGGGUAUUUUAAUGUCUACCUGAGUGACCGGAUCCCAUUGGACCGCGCCAUCCCAGACACCAGGCCUGAGAUGUGUGCGCAGAAUCUGGUCCACGAUGACUUGCCUUCCACCAGUGUGAUUUUCUGCUUCGUAGAUGAAGUGUGGUCCACGCUCCUUCGCUCUGUGCACAGUGUACUCAACAGAUCCCCACCACACCUCAUCAAAGAGGUUAUUCUGGUGGAUGAUUUCAGCACCAAAGAAUAUCUGAAGGAGCCACUGGAUGAGUACAUGUCCCAGUUUCCCAAAGUGCGAAUAGUUCGCAUGAAGGAGCGGCAGGGCCUGAUCAGGGCCAGGCUAGCUGGAGCUGCUAUUGCCCAAGGUGAGGUCCUUACCUUCCUUGACUCCCACAUUGAGUGUAACGUGGGCUGGCUGGAGCCGCUCCUAGAGAGAAUCUAUCUGGAUCGCAAGAAGGUGGCCUGUCCAGUUAUUGAAGUCAUCAAUGAAAAGGACAUGAGUUAUAUGCUGGUUGACAACUUCCAACGAGGCAUUUUCAAAUGGCCCUUGGUAUUUGGUUGGGACACAUUAUCACAAGAGUACAUUAAAAGGAAUAACAUGGCCGUCACAGAUCCCAUCAGAUGUCCAGUUAUGGCUGGUGGGCUUUUCUCCAUAGAUAAGAAGUACUUCUAUGAGCUUGGUGCUUAUGAUUCUGGGCUGGAUGUAUGGGGUGGGGAGAACAUGGAGAUUUCUUUUAAGAUCUGGAUGUGCGGAGGAGAAAUUGAGAUUAUUCCCUGCUCUCGAGUGGGACACAUCUUCCGAGGACAGAGUCCUUACAAAUUCCCCAAAGACAAGCACAAAACAGUGGAGCGGAACCUGGCGAGGGUGGCUGAGGUCUGGCUAGACGAGUACAAGGAGCUUUUCUAUGGCCACAGCUACCAUCACCUGCUGGAUAAAACAGUCAUUGACAUCGGCAACCUCACCGAACAGAUUGAGCUUAGGAACAGGCUCAAAUGCAAGAGCUUCAAGUGGUACCUGGACAAUGUGUAUCCCGAUAUGCAUGCUCCUUUAGUCCAAGCUGAGGGCUUGGUCUUAAAUCUUGGCUUAAGAAAAUGCCUCAGUCUGCAGGAAGGCUCUCUGUCCUUUGACAUGUGUAAUCUCAAUGAGCAGAGUCAGUGCUUUAAUUUCACCUGGAUGAAGACCAUUCGUCAGCAGCAGCUGUGUGUCGCUCCCCAAGAUGAGGGAAACGGCCUUGCUUUACAAUUAUGUGACAACACUAAUCCCAAGCUUCGCUGGGAUUACAGGUCAUCCAGUUCAGCUCUGGCUGAGCACAUCAUAGCAGAGUCUUCUUCUUCCCAGCUCAUGUGCCUGGAGGCGGGCUCUCAGGAUAACUCUCUUCUCCUCAACCCGUGUGUGUCCAGCAACAUCUUCCAAAGGUGGCAGUUCACACAAUACCACGCUCAGGGAUGAGACUGACAUUGAAUUUCAUGUGUUUAUCAUGCACUAUGGAGGCCUUCAGUGGCCUCGCAUUAUGGCACGGCCUGUGCUCCAGACUCAGAACACAGGACUGUCCAGAGGAAGCGGGAAACCCUUUGGUGGCAGUAAUAUGUGUGGUGUAAAGCAGAUGGUGUGGGGAUGUGUAAUGUUCCUAAUGUCCUCUUACUGGAUCAGUAUGAGGUGACCCUGAGUUUAAACAGUUGUGCCAGAGGAUGGAGGAGGAAGAGCAUCAUCAUUGUAGACAUGUGAUUUUAGAAAACACUGACACUUGGGAGAAAGAUCACAGAAGUACCUGAUGAUGUCUGAAAACUGGACCAUAAGGUCUAAGAAAUAACACUCCAUGUGAUAAGUUCUUUAUCAGCUUAUCAUUUCACUGCCAACGAUUAAAAUAGGAAACAGGGCCUCAUAGAUUUAACACAUAAAUCUUCCUUGCGCUGCUGGGACUGAAUAAUGACUUGAGUAUAUAAAAACCUUUUUUUUUUUUUAAACUGGUGAGACAUCUGUUUUUCUAGAUGUCAUGUACUCUAUGUUUGAUACAAACAGGUGAAACAGCUGCUUCUCCAGUUUUAAAUACUGUAUUAAUUAGGUGUUUUUUGUAGAAACUGGAUGAAUUUCUUUUUUUUUACACUAGAUGGAACUGUUGGUUCAAAACACCCAAUAAACUUGUGUUGGGAUUUGA